GUUGUCUUUCUCUUUCCGCAGGGUUUUUAACAAAACUAGUGCUUCCUUGAAGUCAUGGUGCGAGUGAGUUUCAUUUUUCAACCAUUCAAUAUUUAUUGAUUGAUUUUCGUGUUAGAAGCAGCUCCAAUAUUGUGAGUGACCGCUGUUUUGAUUUUUGAUUGCUUAGAAUCACUUGGAGAAAAGGGAAAAGGAGUGCUUGUUAUAGUUUGUACAGAACCUGAAAGGUGAUUUUGUUCAAGUUGUCUUUUGAUCCCAGUAGUGUGCAGCAAGAAAAUAUAUCCAAAAAACUUAUUGGUGUCAGCUAUUUAAUUUUGGGAAUUGGCAAUUUGAAAAUACAUAAAAAUGUCAUUGUCUGCUCCAACUUCCCUUUUGAAGGUGGAGGAAAUAGAAGGAAGAGGGAGGGGAAUGGUUGCAUCACAACCUCUUAAAGCUGGUCAAAUUGUCCUCAAAGACUCUCCCAUUCUGCUGUAUUCGGCAUUGCCCUUGAUCACAAAGUCUUUGUCUUCUUCCUCCUCUGCCUCGACUUCCUGCUUCUGUGAUCACUGCUUCAGAACCUUGCCUCCAUCUUUACAGGGAGGUUCUUCAUCAUCCACAAUUCUGUGCCCCAAUUGUUGCUACCAUCGUUUCUGCAGCUCAAGCUGUCUUUCAAAAGCACUGAACUCCUCCCAUUCUUCUUGGGUAUGUCAAGCAUUAUCUCGUCUCAGAGCCAAUUCUCUACUGCUUGAGCAGCCCCUUGAGUGCCAAGUCCAAGCUAAUUUUCUCAUUGCUGCCUACAAUCUUGCCAAUGUCUCCCCUUCAGACUUUCAAAUUAUGCUUACUCUUCAGGGUUCUCCUGAUGAUUCCACCAUUGGGGCAGCUCAGUUCCUACACCCCCUUAUUUCAUCCCUCUGCUCACUUGCUCUCAUUAGCCCCCAGAAUGGAUUUUCUUUAGAACACACUGCUGCGCUUCUUGCCAAGGACAAGCUCAAUGCCUUUGGCAUAAUGCAGCCUUUCUCUGUUGAUGAUGACCGGAGGUCUGUCAGAGCCUAUGGCAUUUACCCCUAUGCCUCCUUUUUUAACCAUGAUUGCCUUCCCAAUGCAUGCAGAUUUGAUUAUGUUGACGCUAAUCCACCUGAUGAUGGCCAUAAUACUGACUUUAUUAUUAGGAUGAUUCAUGAUGUUCCCCAAGGUAGAGAGAUCUGUUUGAGUUAUUUCCCUGUGAAUGAAAACUAUUCUAGUAGGCAGAAGAGAUUGAUUGAAGACUAUGGCUUCACCUGUAAUUGUGAUCGAUGUAAUGUGGAAUCAAAUUGGUCUGAUAAUGAAAGUGUUGAAGAUAAUGCAGAGGAUGAAGAGGAGGUUAUGGAUGAGGACCAAUGUGAAACUAUGGAAGCAUCAGACACCGACAAUCAUCCCCAUGAAGAUAAUAAUGAUUUCCCACAUGCUUACUUCUUUUUAAAAUACAUGUGUGACAGGACAAAUUGCUGGGGAACUUUAGCUCCUUUACCUCCGCAGGGUGAUACUCCAUCUGAUGUCAUGGAAUGCAAUGUCUGUGGCAAAUUGAAGAGUGACGAUACAAUUGAUAUUGAUGAAGGGCAAGAUGGAGUUUCCAUGGAGGACUAAGCGACUAGGAUGCUACUUUUAAAACAAUGGUCGUACUUACCAUUGAAGAACUUAUUUUAGGAGAAUGAAACUUCUUCAGAUUCUGAAGCCUCAUGGACCUUUGAAUGCAUGGUUUUUUUAGUAGACAAAAGGUACAGAUAUGAAGUACUUGGUUACCAAGGAAUAAGAAUGCUUUGUCCUUCUGGCCAUAUGGAUAACCGGUCAGACUGAGUUUUUUUAAUUUUUUUUUGUUUUUUGGGUUGUUAUUAUUUUGUUUCUGGUUUGACCAAGUAUGUUUUGAACUCUUGAUGAUGUCAUCGAUUUACUGCCAAACCAUCAGUCUCGAGUCUAUGUUCAAGUUAUGUCUUAAAUGAAAGGUAAUGCACAAUACCCGAUAACCAGAGUAAGGGAAGGAAUGAAGAAUAGGAAGAGCUUUUGGUCUCUGGGAUGAUCAAGAAUUGGAGUCCAUGCCAUGCAAAAAUAAGUAACCUUUAGUUAAAUAAUUGGCUUGGUGAAUGGUUUAAUGGUCAUUUAAAAUGGAAAGUUAUCAUUUUUAACCUUCUAUUCCACCCUUUUUGUACGCAGCUUGUUCAUCACACCUAUCAACGCUUUAUACAUUUACAUACACAUUUAUAUCCUUUUCUUUAGAA
Messenger RNA from Cajanus cajan (pigeon pea), 2228 nucleotides. It is a transcript of the gene ASHR2, whose product is annotated as ASH1-related protein 2. Gene Ontology annotation, molecular function: protein binding. The record is from RefSeq and is a predicted model, not a curated record. Lineage: Eukaryota; Viridiplantae; Streptophyta; Magnoliopsida; Fabales; Fabaceae.